This is a messenger RNA of Pochonia chlamydosporia 170, 1950 nucleotides long. Its product is annotated as pyoverdine/dityrosine biosynthesis protein. Gene Ontology annotation, molecular function: oxidoreductase activity. Lineage: Eukaryota; Fungi; Ascomycota; Sordariomycetes; Hypocreales; Clavicipitaceae. The transcript is spliced from 4 exons. The coding region runs from base 1 to 1950 and encodes 649 amino acids. The record is from RefSeq and is a predicted model, not a curated record.
AUGCCCAUUGCUGUAUCACCAGAGCGUGAUGGCGCCUCUGCAGUGGCCAAGGGGACCAAGAGUCCUCGUGGGCUUAGCAUGGAAGACUUUCCGGCGUUGAUUGAUAGCUCCGCUCUUGACCUCGCAUCGAGAAUCCUGGGAAUUAUCGACAGAUACCGCUUGCAGAGGUCAAAUAACAAUCCAGAGAAAGCAGAUGAGGGUGCUUUAAGAUUCUUGGCCGUCAUAUACUCCCACGUCAGAUCUGGCCAAGAGAUCCCGAUGUGUCUUCCUGCAUUUCCAUUCAAAUCGCCAAAUAAAUCAUCCAAAGUGCUUGGAAAUCUGCCAGACAGGGCCGAAGAACUGGCCCUAGCUCACCUCAAUGGUCUCUGCGAGGCUGUGAGGGACAUAUACCCCCCUGGAGCGCGGUUGACCAUCAUUUCAGAUGGGCUAGUGUAUAAUGACCUACUUGGAGUCCCCGACAAAGAUGUCUGGGCAUACGGCGAGACGCUCCGUCGCUUGGCCAAGGAGAGGGGCUUUGAGCAGAUUGAAUUCUCACGACUGCGAGACCUCGUGUCCAUCUCUCUUCCAGAGCAGCUGGAUGAAAUGACUUAUGUCGCCAACGCUUCAAAUUUUCGGCGAGCCCUCCUCAACACUUUUGGAAACCCAAAUUGGGAGUGGAAGGAAGUCAGCCAGAGUGAAGAUGUGUGCCUUACAUACAGAGGCUACAUAAAGUUCUUGGAGACUGAUCUUGCAGACGUUUACCCGCUUGAGGAUGGUCGCACGAAAUCCAAAUAUAAACGUGGAAUCGAAUAUAUUGCGAAGCAAAUGAUGUGCCGGGGAGAUGCGUUUGCAAGUGCAGUCCGACAAAAGUACAAAGACCAUGUGCGCUUGUCGAUUCAUCCGUCCACAGGUGCCGCCAAGUUGUCGAUAAGUCUGCUUCCCACUUCCACCAUGUUCACGACACCAUGGCACUGUACCAUUGGCUAUAAGCUUGACGGUACAAUUGUCUCUGGUAUGCGAUCCGAAUUCGAUAAUGAUGACUCAUUCGAGCUCAUUUAUGAGAACGGACUGCCAAGUUACUAUCGCGAAAAAUCCGAUCUCUUCUCUUGGGAUUCCGCAAACGGGCCGGUGACUUUCGAGCCGAUAUACCCAAGUGGUUGGAUGUUGAAGCCCACAAACGGGCCAGGGACCCUGACUAUCAGUGAUAUUGACGCAAAGAAGAUUCGAUCAUUGGCAGAAAUCAAUUCUCCGGUUGUCAUGCGUGGCUUUUUCAAGACACCUAAGCAAGACGUUUUCGUAGAGAAAGCCAAGCAGUUCGGCGAACCUCUACCAUGGAAAUUUGGUCUUGUUCUCGAGGUUAAAGACCAGGGGUCGGAUACUCGCGGCUUGAAUAACGUCCUUUCAGCUGAAUGGAUGCCAUUUCAUUAUGACGGGCUGUUUAAAACGGUCACACAGCUCAAUAAUGAGGGCGAAGAAGUACGCGUUUCCGUCCCUCCACACUUCCAAUUUUUCGCCGGUGCUACUUCUUCUCCAAAAGACACUGGUUUCACGUUGUUCUCGUCGUCAACCAUGCUGUUCAAGUACCUUCCGAAAUGGUUGACUUUAGAGGACCUUGCCAAGAAAACGUGGACGGUGUCAACCUCUUCUUUCGAUUCAACUGUGCUGAAGGGAAUUCCAUUGAUCGCCUCCCACCCCACCACCGGCAAACCAUGCCUUCGAUAUCACGAGCCGUGGCCGCAGUCCAAAACAAAGUUCGAGGCCACUCUAGUCAGCAUUGAUGACCAUGAUGAAGCCAGCAGUCGAGAAAUUUGCGAAUCCAUUGACGCCACUCUUCACGAUAGGCGGGUUGCAUACUACCACACUUGGGAGAAGGGAGACCUCGUUGUCAGCGACAACAUCUUGAUGAUGCACACGCGAAGUGACUUUAUCUCUGGAAGCGAUCGGGAGCUCUGGAGAAUUCAUUUUGAUUGA